GUUACUAUCCAUCCGUGUGAGUUACGUCACCAUCGUUGCUGUUCGUGUUGUUGGUUGUAUACAUACGUCACGUUUUAUCACGUGCUAUGCUUUGGCUGCUUCGGCUGUUGUCUGUUUAUUCCGUAGAGAUCAACGUUACGUAGGGGUCGGUUUAAUCUCGGCUGGGUUUCGGGCACUUUGGGAAAGUUAUGCUGUCGGUGAAGCUACUGUCAUGCGUACGGUCUGGAUGCCGUUUGCAGCGCGUUCCUUGUCUAGACGCUGUGCAUCUUCGAUGCAGCUCGUCCUUCUUCACGGAGCAGCAUGAGGAACUUCGCCGAAGUGUCCGCAAAAUAGUAGAAAAGGACAUCAAUCCGUACGUCGACCAAUGGGAGGAGGCCGGGCAGUUCGACGGCCGCACGCUCUUCAAGAAGAUGGGCGAUGCUGGUCUGCUGGGGAUCACGCGUCCCGUCGAGUUUGGUGGGCUGGGCCUGGACUACAGCUACACGGUGGCCUUCCUUGAGGAGCUUGCCGCUGUCAACGCGGGUGGCGUCGUCAGCGGCAUCCUCGUCCACACGGACAUGUGCACCCCGGCGCUGUCAAGGUAUGGUUCUGAUGAGCUCAGGAAGCAGUUCCUAGCCCCGUCCAUUGCGGGAGACCUGAUCGGCUGCGUCGGGGUUUCCGAGCCAGACUGUGGCUCCGACGUUGCAAACAUCAAGACGACUGCGGAGUUGAGGGGCGACGACCUGGUGAUCAAUGGGGGUAAGAUGUGGAUCACCAACGGCUGCCAGGCGGACUGGAUGUGCCUGCUGGCCAACACGCGUCGGGACGGACCCCCCCACAAGACCAAGUCGCUCAUCUGCCUGCCCCUGAAAACUCCCGGGGUGACAGUGGCCCGUAGCAUCAAGAAGAUGGGGCACCACUCGUCAGACACAGCGCAGCUCUUCUUCGAAGACGUCCGGGUGCCGGCCAAGAACAUCAUCGGCGAGGAGGGCAUGGGCUUCAUCUACCAGAUGCUGCAGUUCCAGGAGGAGCGGCUCGCAGCCGCCAUCAACAGCGUGCCCGUGAUGGAUCGCAUCAUACAAGAGACGAUGGACUACUGCCGGCAACGCAAGGUGUUUGGUGCCCCACUGAUCCAGAACCAGGUGAUCCAGUUCCGACUUGCGGAACUGCAGACGGAAGUGGAGGCCCUCAGGGCCUUGUGCUACAGGGCCGCCGCGCUGAUGAUGGAGGGCGAGAACGUCACGCUGCUGGCCUCGAUGGCAAAGCUCAAGUGCGGCCGUCUGCUCCGCGAGGUGGCGGACUCGUGCCUGCAGUACUGGGGUGGCAUGGGUUACUCGCACGAGGUGCUCAUGUCGCGCUCCUUCCGGGACGCCCGGCUACUCUCCAUCGCCGGCGGCGCUGACGAAGUGAUGCUGACCAUCAUCGCCAAGAUGACCGGCUCGGCAGACAAGUAGCCCCUCCCACGGCCUCCCGUUAGAAGGGGAUCGUCACGCGCCCGAGGUGGCGGAGAAGUAGGAUCGGUUUGGUGCUGUGAUAGCUGGUUCCCAAUGUGGGAAACUUGCGUGGAAUGUGAUAAGAGUCAAAAAACAGAAAAACCUAGAGUUUGGAUGGCAGUCGCCGAGUUUCCUUUACCGGAACGAUAUUUACGCGAUGUGGCAUACGCUUGCAGUGAAUGCUGUGAACCGUAUUCCCAGGACCACUAGAGCAGAAUGGUAGGGGGCCCUCUUUGGUGCUUCGGUGUUUAUACCACGUUCCAUGCACGGUGCACAAUGCCGCCGAAACAACCGGUGCUGGUGUGCCACCUUUUCUCAGAGCGUCCGCGCAAAAAAGAUGGGAGAUCAGGAUGCGCGUUUGUGGUGUACGACUGAAUCGGAGUUUCCCCUCCCAGGGCAGCUUUUCAAUAGUGACAAACGUUCAUGAUACUGGAACACGGGCAUGUUUUACAAGGAUAUGGACUGCUGAUUGCGGCUCUUUUACUUCCCGGCGAACUACCGCUUUUAUUGCCUAUAGUUCCUAGAAGUGUGCCGUGCUACUCGAAGCAGUAUUUGCAGUUAAAAUGCGAGCCACGUCACUCGGGAAGGUGGUGAUGCGCAAACAGGCGCCGUUUUAGCUUGCUAAUACUGCGAAAGCUGGAUGUUUGUGACAGAAGGAGUUCAACAAUGGUGCCACCUCGGUUUUAGUCGCGUUCAUCUUAUAUUGUAGCGUAAUUGUGUCGAAUGUAUAUAUGCGUUAAAAUAAAGGGAUACUAUAUUGUUAAA
Messenger RNA from Ixodes scapularis (black-legged tick), 2237 nucleotides. Its product is annotated as probable acyl-CoA dehydrogenase 6. The record is from RefSeq and is a predicted model, not a curated record. The transcript has 8 exons. The coding region runs from base 189 to 1433 and encodes 414 amino acids. Lineage: Eukaryota; Metazoa; Arthropoda; Arachnida; Ixodida; Ixodidae. Gene Ontology annotation, biological process: fatty acid beta-oxidation using acyl-CoA dehydrogenase. Gene Ontology annotation, molecular function: flavin adenine dinucleotide binding; acyl-CoA dehydrogenase activity.